AUGAUUCAAGGACGAUGGAGGUUGGCUCUCAUGAAUAUAAGGACACGACCAGGGGCAGACUUCGGAAGCAAUCAUCAACUGCUGUGUGCAACGAUUAAGAUCCGGAUGAGGUCAUGGCGAAAGCAGACGAAAACAUUUCGGUACGACGUCACAAAGAUUCCGGAGGCUUUCAGUGUCGAGAUGCAGAAUAGAUUUCUACCGCUUCUCCAAUCAGACGAUAACGGAGAGUGGAGAUCAGACACUCUUUGGGAGCAAAUGGAUAACAUCACAAAGGAAGUUGCAGAGACGAAUAUUCCCAGAAGACGAACUCUGAAGAGGCCGUGGCUAUCAGACGACACACUAGACAUCGCUAGAAGAAGAAGGAGAAAAGCAAAAGCAAGUGGAAACCAUCAGGAAUGGAGAGAACUUGACAAGCAGUACAACAGACAGGCACUAGAGGACAAGAGGAACCAUCAGGAAGAGAUAUGUUUGGAGGCGGAAGAUGCGUCACAGAAAGGUAACAUCAAGUCUGUUUUUCGUUUGGUGAAGGAAUUGAGCAGAAAGGGGAAGUGGACUCCACGUAGUGACGUCAUCAACGAUAAAGAAGGUAACAUCCUGACAGAGGAAGAGGACAUCAAAGCUAGGUGGAGGGAAUACAGCACCGAUUUGUACAGAAGGAGGCAGGAAGACUGUGUCAAGAUUUGGAACGACGUGGAGUGGUUGAUCGACUGGUGUCGUGCAGUCUUCGUACCAAUACCAAAGAAAGGCAACCCACGCGAGUGCUCUAACCACCGAACCAUCAGUCUUAUUGUCCACGCAAGCAAGAUCCUGCUGCGAAUCAUCGUAGGUAGACUGCAGCGGAAAUAUGGCAGUGUCAUCGCUGAGGAACAAGCCGGUUUCGUCAAGGGGAGAGGAACAGGGGAACAGAUAGUCAAUAUCAGAAUGAUGAUCGAGAAGUUUAAGGAAUGUAACAUCCCACUUUACGUGUGUUUCAUCGACUAUUCUAAGGCCCUCGACUGUGUGAGACACAGCAAGCUGUGGGACGUCACGAAGGAUAUGGGAUUUCCUGAACACUUAGUCGCACUGUUGGCGCGACUAUAUCAAGAUCAACAGUCAUCUGUCAGGACGUCCGUCGGUGACACUGAGAAAACAUCAUAA
Molecule: messenger RNA, 1137 nt
Organism: Octopus bimaculoides (California two-spot octopus)
Lineage: Eukaryota; Metazoa; Mollusca; Cephalopoda; Octopoda; Octopodidae
Source: RefSeq, a predicted model, not a curated record